CUGCUGCUGCUCUGACGCACAUGCGCGCUCGGAGCCUCUCCUGCUCCGCGCGCGGCUUGCAGCUCGGCCGCCACCGAUUUCGAUUUUAGUCGUGGCCGGGUCCGGCUCGGGGGAAGAAAUCGUUCUGUGACGUCUUGUGCACGCGUCAACGCCCUGCACACCCGCGCUGUGUCUUACCCGAAACGCCGAUCGUCAUCAAGAAUUGUAAAAAACGGUCAGUCCAAUCUUUCAAUUAAUUGCACGAGAGCUGAUGUAAUAUUCGCCAUGAACAAAAACUUUGAGAAGCAAAGGAUGUCGCUGAAGAACAGCAGCCGGAGCCUUGUAUCUUCGGACUCAAAGCGCGCGGCCAAGAGUAUCUCAAGCAUGCGCAAUGGGAAACCCGGAUUUUUUACAAGCUCAAGUGGCGCGAGCUCUUCGACAAAGAACGAAGAGGCCGGUUUAAAGGAGGAGGAUGGCAAGCAGCAUUUAACAGCUUCUACUAUGAAGCAGGAACCCGAGGAUGAAGACAGCUACUAUGAAGAGAAGGUUCUAUUGCAGGAUAAUCCUAGGCCAGCGAGCAGUCGCUCUCCUGGAGCCGGCUCCUACCCUAUGCUAACUCGAGUGCGCUCGCACUCGCGCAGCCUCCGGGCAAUGGCCAAUCCGAGCGCUGUCUGGGCCCAUUUCGAUCUCUGUUCUAACGAUCCGCUGCGUGCUCAAUGCAGGAUAUGUGGGGCCGUCGUCGUUAGAGGCGGAGCUAACCCACGUCAGUGCGGCACCACCAACCUACAUCGACAUCUCCGUGUGCAUCAUGGUGGUAGACUCAUUGGCAGGAGAUACCAGGUUUGCAUUACAGUGAUGAGUGAUUUCGGUAAGCGAGAACAGGAACAAACGCAUUCAUCUAAAGCUCUAAGGCUCGCCACACAAAAUCUCGUACGCCAGCUGCGCAACAUCGCACCGGCUCCUCUUGUCCAACAGCAACAGCGACAACAACAACAGCAGCAACAACAACAGCAACAACAGCAGCAGCAACAGCAGCAGCAACAACAGAGGUCCACCAAGGCACUUGUGCUGAAGGCAAUACCGCUGAAAGUCAAGCAAAUUGCGCCCACAAGCAUUAAAAUGCCAGUACGUCAAAGCGUACAAAACGUACAACAAGGACUACCACAAGCUAUCUUGCCCCAACAAUCUACCGAAGUUUGCCUCAGGUGGAACAGUUACCAUAGCAACAUGCAGCUCAGUUUUCCAUCCCUAUUAGAUAGCGAGCAGUUUGUCGACGUGACGCUAGCUUGCGAAGGUCGUUCUCUCAAAUGUCAUAAGAUGAUCUUAUCCUCGUGCAGUGACUAUUUAGCCCAGCUCCUGCGUGAAAAUCCUUGUCAGCAUCCAAUAAUUCUCAUGAAAGAUCUCAAAUUUUGGGAGGUUGAAGCUCUAGUCAAAUUUAUGUAUCGAGGAGAAGUUAACGUAGCUCAUGACAAGCUUCCGCAAUUGCUGAAUGCCGCCGAGGCAUUACAAGUCAAAGGCUUGGCCGGACCGAGUAAUUCGCAAAAUCCAAAACCACCUCUACUUAUACCACAGACAAAGAAUCUAGUUCCUCACCAAUUAAUGAAUCGCAUCAGCAACGAAACCAAAGACAAACCAUCAGCUUCAACCAAUCAUACCAGCAGCUCUGCGUCUCAUCUCAUUAAUCCAAAGCGAGGCCAAAAACGCCGGAAUCUACCCUCACAAGUACCGGAAGCCCAUCCUUUUACUAAAAUCCGUCUCCAACGACCUUCAACAACCGAGGAUCAACGCCAUAGAUCUUGCUCGCCCACUGUUAAGGUUGAACCGCUUGAUAUCCCACUCAGCCCAUCCGAAGCAAUCUACCAUGACAAUGAGGAAGAGGACAGCUGCUCAACCCCACCGAAUUUCGAGACUUUCAUCGGGAUAAAUGAAGAAGACGACCCUGGUGGGCAGGAUAUCGAAUUCGCCGAUGUCAGCUCCGAUAUGGAUAAUAACGACGAUUCGAGAAACAAUUUUAGUGAGCAUAUGGAGUUUGUUCCAACCGAUUUCCUUGAUCAAGAACAGGAUAUUGUUGAAGAUCCAGAAGAUCAAACAAAUUGCAGCAGCAUGCAGUAUACGGAUGAUGAUUCUAAGCAUAACAACGAUGAGGAUGAAGAAGAGGAAGAAGACGAGGAAGAGGAGGAAGAAGAUGAAGAUGAUGAAGAAGAGGAAAAUGAGAGUGGAGAUAAAAGUCAAAAUGAGUCGAGGCCCAAUCGUAUAAAGAUCGAUGAAACAUAAUAAGGAGCUAUUUUGAA
This is a messenger RNA of Ceratosolen solmsi marchali, 2270 nucleotides long. Its product is annotated as transcription factor GAGA. Gene Ontology annotation, molecular function: DNA binding; protein binding. The record is from RefSeq and is a predicted model, not a curated record. The transcript is spliced from 7 exons. Gene Ontology annotation, biological process: regulation of transcription by RNA polymerase II. The coding region runs from base 265 to 2253 and encodes 662 amino acids. Lineage: Eukaryota; Metazoa; Arthropoda; Insecta; Hymenoptera; Agaonidae. Gene Ontology annotation, cellular component: nucleus.